UUCCAUCUCCCCCAGCGAAAGUCGUUCCAUCUCCCCCAGCGAAAGUCGUCCAUCUUCUUCACUCCCAUCAAAGCAUUAUUGAACCAGAGGCGAACCAUCCACCGAACUCGGAACUCCACAACAUCUCCGUCACCUGUCCCUGCAACGCCGCAAUCUCCACUAGGCCAGCCAAACCUUGAGUCGUCGUGACCUCGUUCCCAACCCUCCUUCCAUUCCAGAAGCUGGAAGAACAGAUCUGUUCGGCUUUCCAUUCGAUUCGUUGAUGUCCUCGUUCGAUUUGUCCUUCAUUGUCUUCGUCCUCCCUCUUCUUCCCCUUCUUUAUUCUCGUUCAACGACGGUAUGACUAGAGGCUGGCGUCUAGGUUUUGGGAUGCGGCGGAGGCAGGGGAUGGGAUCUAGGAGGCUGGGAAGCUGGGAGUCUGGGAGGGAUCUGAGGAUAGGAGGGGGUGACUGCAGGGGUUUGGGGAUGGGGAGGGGGUAGGGGAGCAGAGGACGAGGCUGGGCAGUUGGGGAAGGGACCGACUUUAGUGGUAUCCUGCGGUGGCCGGACGUUGUGGUCUCCAGCGAUGGUCGAAGGGUGCUGGUUAUGGGGGCUGUGUUAGGGAAAGGGAGGGGAUGGGACUGAGGAUGGUGCAGGGUUGGGGCAGCGUGUGGUUGGGCUGGGGAUGGGGUGUACUGGACCUGAGGUUCGGUGGGGCUGGGGUGCGGUGGCUGGCCGGAGUGGUGGUCGAGAUGUGGUGGGGAGGGCGCAGGCAUGGGGCAUUCGGCGACGUCCCUGGAGUUGUACAGGGGCUACAAACCUUGAGAUGGUGGUUGGGGCGGGUUGGUGCAGUGACUGUGGUAAGGGGUGGGGCAGUGACGGUGCGGGUUGGGAUCUGGUGUGUAAGCUAGCGGCAUGGCUAGGGGCUGGGGGGCUGGCUGGGGAUCUGGUGGUUAAGGCUGGAAAACUGUGGACGGAGUGUGGGUGGAGGUUGUGACUUGUGAAUGGGGUAGGGGUGAUGGCGGUGGACGGGGCAGCGGUGGUGGUUAGGGACAAGCAGAGACGGCUUGGGCUUGUAGGGACAUUGAUGAGGCGGCGAUGGACUGAGUUACUUCCGGCGGGCGAUGUUGCUGAAAAUCGGAUUAGUCACUAUUACCGAACCAAGCCACUGAGCUUAGCAAGGUGAUCACUAUGGCCGGAGCAAUUCAUUGAGCGUCGGUCACUAUGGCCGGCGCAAGUCACUGAGCGAUGGUCAUUAUGGUCGGAGCAAGUCACUUAACAGUGGUCACUAUGGCCGGAGCAGGUCACUGAGCGGUGGUGCGGCAAGACUGCUGGCGGCACCAAUGGUAACAGUGGUAUGGAUGGCCAGAGAAACUCUUUCAUAUUUUUUAGUAUUUAAACUCUUUCCUUGAUGUGUAAUGGACUGUGGGCUGCCGUGUAACUGGAUUGACGUGUAACGGAUGGAAGUCAUAUUUUUGGACUCUUGAAAUUUAGCCCAUUUUAUUGGUCAUCCUUAAAUUAAUAGUA
Cuscuta europaea is the source of this 1506-nucleotide messenger RNA. The record is from the annotation of a GenBank genome assembly. Lineage: Eukaryota; Viridiplantae; Streptophyta; Magnoliopsida; Solanales; Convolvulaceae.